This is a messenger RNA of Mus musculus (house mouse), 2576 nucleotides long. It is a transcript of the gene Septin12, whose product is annotated as septin 12. Lineage: Eukaryota; Metazoa; Chordata; Mammalia; Rodentia; Muridae. The record is from RefSeq and is marked validated. Gene Ontology annotation, cellular component: sperm annulus; spindle; acrosomal vesicle. The coding region runs from base 139 to 1092 and encodes 317 amino acids. Gene Ontology annotation, biological process: septin ring assembly; septin cytoskeleton organization; spermatid development. Gene Ontology annotation, molecular function: identical protein binding; protein homodimerization activity; GTP binding. The transcript is spliced from 8 exons.
ACAGGAAGUAGGGAGGAGGCUGGGAUUCUGUGGCUAACUGCCAGCCCUCUCCUCCCCCUCAGCGCAGCCUGCCAGCUACUCCCAGCUCCCCCAAGGGACUCAUCCACCAGGAGCAGGCACCACUGCACCCUUGGCCCCAUGGAUGAGAGGCGGUCGCCCUCCCCCUGCUCCUCAAGGCCCUCCAGCCCCAGGACCCCACCCAAUGAGAUGUUUGGUCCUGUGGGCAUUGAGGCUGUGCUAGACCAGCUGAGGAUCAAGGCUAUGAAGACUGGGUUUGAGUUCAAUAUCAUGGUAGUAGGGCAGAGUGGGCUAGGCAAGUCCACCAUGGUGAACACACUGUUCAAGUCCAAAGUAUGGCAGUCAACUGAACCCAACCUGGAUGUACCCAUGCCACAAACAUUGGAGCUGCACUCUGUGACCCAUGUCAUCGAGGAGAAGGGAUUGAAGCUGAAGCUGACAGUGACAGACACACCUGGCUUUGGAGACCAGAUCAACAAUGACAAGUGCUGGGACCCUAUCCUGAGCUACAUCAACCAACAGUAUGAGCAGUAUCUACAAGAGGAGCUCCUGAUUACCCGCCAGCGCCACAUCCCCGACACCCGUGUGCACUGCUGUGUGUACUUUGUGCCACCCACUGGCCACUGCCUACGGCCCCUAGACAUUGAGUUCCUGAGGCGGCUGUGCCGGACUGUGAAUGUGGUGCCGGUGAUCGCCCGGGCUGACAGCCUGACCAUUGAAGAACGAGAUGCCUUCAGGAGCAGGAUCCAGCAAAACCUGAAAACUCACUGCAUCGAUGUGUACCCACAGAAGUGUUUCGACGAGGAUGUCAAUGACAGACUUCUCAACAGUAAGAUUCGGGAGCAGAUCCCUUUUGCUGUGGUCGGGGCUGACCGAGAGCACAUAGUGAAUGGGAGAUGUGUCCUGGGCCGGAAGACCAAAUGGGGCAUCAUCGAAGGUAAGUUUGGGAACAUUGCAGGCAUGCAAUGGGUAGGGGGUUGGAAAUCAGGGCAUACCCUACAUGCAUGGCAUCCUAUGCAUGCCUCCCCUGGCGUCUGCCCAACCUGGAUGGCAACCAUGACUUGCAAAACUUAAUGUAGCCCCACUAUGUGCCUGGAAAUAGGAUUUCCUUCUACCUCAGCUUCUCCAGUGCUGAGUUUACAGGCCUGGACCACAGCAGCCAGAUCCCUGAUUUAUUAUUACCAUUAUUAAAAAUAUAUGUAACCAAGCAUGGCUAGAACAUCCAUAAUCCUAGCAUAGGAGAGGUGGAGGCAGGAGAAUCAGAAGUCCAAGGUCAUCCGCAGCUACUGAUCAAGUUUAAGGCCAACAUAGGCUGCAUGAAACCCAGGCUCAAAAAAAAGAAAAAAAAAUGAGUUUUGUCUUUGGUGUCAUGGUCAUAGUAUUAUCUAUAAUGAAGGAUAGGUUCACUAGUUUAGCAACUAGUUGUAGGAACCAAGCCCCAAGAAUACACAAAUGAAUGAGUCAAUGAAUAAAUGAAUGAGUGAAUGAAUGAACCAAGAAGGAGGAAGUGAGAAAAGACAGGAGAGCCACGGCAAUAGCCGGUCCCAGAAGGUACCAUAACAUGCAGCAGCUGUGUACUCUCAGAGUACAGAGCUGUGCUAGGCCCAUGUCUUGCAGUGGAAAACAUGGCGCACUGUGAGUUUCUUCUCCUGAGAGAUCUGCUCAUCCGGUGAGGUGUGGGGUCCCCUGCGAUCGGGUGGCUGCAAAGGGGGCCUGGGACCACUGUGGCCCAGGCUGACUUACCUCCCCUGGUUCAGCUCCCAUCUCCAGGACCUGAAGGACAUCACCCACAAUGUACACUACGAGAACUACCGGGUACUCAGACUCAAUGAGAGCCACGUGCUGCCCCGGGGGCCAGGCUGGGUGAACCUGGCUCCAGUCUCCCCUGGACAGCUGAUGGCCCCUGGACCGGGAAAGGUCCGAAAGCGAGCAAACAAGGAUACCAAGGACGAAGAGUGCUGAGGGGCCGUGGCCCAAACCUGCUAGGCUCCUUCCCUCCUCAGCAGCCAGCGCCCAACACACCCUAGAGCAUCUAUGUGAACCUGGACUUGCUUUGUACAAAAAGCUGUGCUUUGACAACUAAAGGGUUUGUAAACGAGUCCUCUGAGCCAGUCUGAUACAAGAAUAUGGUCCUUGGGGCUGAGGGUUUGGAUCAGUUGGUAGAAUGCUUUGGCUGACGUGCCCAAAGCCCCGAGUUUGAUCUCUAUCACCACAGGACGUUAGGUAUAGAGCACACAUCUGUAAUCUAAGCACUCAGGAGGAAAGAACAGGAGGGUAAGAAAGUCAAGUUUUUUCCCCAACUGCAUAGCCAAGCUGAGGCCAUCCUGGGCCGUAGUACAGAGUUUACUCUACUGUGUGUGUGUGUGUGUAUUCUUGGGCUGAGGAAGUAGUUCAAUAGAACAGUACUUUUCUUAGAAUAUAGUAAAUAUAUAAACAUUUUUAUAUAUUUAUCUAUUGCUACUAAGAAGAUAAGAUAUAUGUCCUCCCACAUAUAUUUUAAAUAUAUAUUUAAAUUUUAUAUGUUUAAUUUUUAAUUAAAAUUAAAUUUUAUUAAUUAC